GUUGACUUCUUCUCUCUUUCCGGUUCAAACAAUUGUCAAGUGUGCUUGUCCUCGAUACCGAGCUAAGGCCUUUUUUCCGAUUUUUGGCAACUUGCACCGAGUAAAUAUUAACAAAUUAUAUUGAAACAUGUCUACCAAGGCUGAACUCGCUUGCGUCUACUCCGCCCUCAUCCUUGUCGAUGAUGAUAUUGCCGUAACUGGUGAAAAAAUCUCGACCAUCUUGAAGGCCGCCAAUGUUGAUGUUGAGCCAUACUGGCCCGGUCUCUUCGCCAAGGCUUUGGAAGGUAUCAACGUUAAGGACUUGAUCACCAGCAUUGGUUCCGGAGUUGGUGCCGCUCCAGCUGGAGGUGCUGCUGCCCCAGCCGCUGCCGCCGCAGCUGCUCCAGAAGCCAAGAAGGAAGAGAAGAAGGAAUCCGAAGAUGAACAAUCUGACGAUGACAUGGGUUUCGGUCUCUUCGAUUAAGAAGGAUGCCAGGUGCAGGGAGGACGUAAUUCCAAUCUGUACAGUUUUAAUGUACAAAAAUAAAAACACGUU
Molecule: messenger RNA, 535 nt
Organism: Hermetia illucens (black soldier fly)
Lineage: Eukaryota; Metazoa; Arthropoda; Insecta; Diptera; Stratiomyidae
Gene: RpLP1
Product: 60S acidic ribosomal protein P1
Exons: 2
Coding region: 128-463 (111 amino acids)
Biological process (GO): cytoplasmic translation; translational elongation
Cellular component (GO): ribosome; cytosolic large ribosomal subunit
Molecular function (GO): ribonucleoprotein complex binding; protein kinase activator activity; structural constituent of ribosome
Source: RefSeq, a predicted model, not a curated record